Coregonus clupeaformis (lake whitefish) is the source of this 1427-nucleotide messenger RNA. Its product is annotated as rhomboid domain-containing protein 2-like. The record is from RefSeq and is a predicted model, not a curated record. NCBI's taxonomy places the organism in Eukaryota, Metazoa, Chordata, Actinopteri, Salmoniformes, Salmonidae. The transcript has 3 exons. The coding region runs from base 224 to 997 and encodes 257 amino acids.
CUACUCCUCAGUAUUGGGGUUCUGGUGCCCCUCUGUGGAGGCAUUGAGAAGAGUGUGGGCACUGUUCGGUUCCUCCUCAUGUUUCUGCUGCUCUCUAUCAGCACAGGGGUGUUGUACACCAUACUGGGUCUGCUACUGUUUGGUGCAUCUGCCCAGAACCAGGUGGAGGGGUUCAUUCCAGUGUCCCUCUCCCUUAUGGGUAUGGCCACAGUGCACUCCCCGUAUGGUUAAGGGCUUUCUUUUCGGGGUCACUGUACCCAUGUUAGCCCUGCCCUGGCUGUUUCUGUUCAUCAUAACACUUUUGGUCCCACACACUGUCUUCCUUUGCAAUGCCAUCGCCAUCAUCGCAGGGGGGAUCUACGGAAAGGGCUGGCUCUCACUUCUGGACAUGUCCGAUGCCAGGGCAUCAGUGCUGGACAAGAAGAUGCCUUUCAGGCUGCUGAGGAACAUUGGUGUCCUGUAUGUCCCUGCAUCAACAGAGGAGAGAAGGAAGACGGUCCACCCACCAAUCAUUCCAACCCCAGGCUCCUACCCAGUCCAAGCCUACGCUCCAGUGUCCUUUACCUCCAACCUACAGGCUACCGAGACCACACCAAAGACAUUUGAAGGCUGGGCCCACUCCUACUAUACACAGGGGAGCCCUGUUCAGCUCUCAGGUUAUUACGGACACAACCAUGGAUAUGGCCUCAAGCAUAGCUUUGGGCCAAGUCACGGACAUAGUCACGAACAUGGACACAGCUGCAGCCACAGCCAAGGUUAUGGACAUAGUCACGAACACAGCUUCGGCCAUGGACUCAGUCAUGGGCAUGCAUCUGCCUCUCAAACCAGCAGUCACUGGGCUCCAGUGGCUCAACAUCCACAUUCUCAACAUUCCCACCUCAGUCCACUGUCUGUGUCUGUCAGUGCCCCCCAGAGUUUCACAGCAAAGAUGCCGGAGUCACUGCCAGAAUCUGUGAUGGUUCACCCAGGAGCACCUGUGUCUUCACUGACAGAUUGAUGACUUCAAUCCGUAACGGCAAAACUCGCUAUAGCUCGAUUGAAAUGUAAAGGCAAUGUUCGCGAAGACCGGAAAUUACAUUUACAUUUCAAGCGUGCUAUUUUCAGCAAUCACAAUCCUUGUAAAAACGUCAACUCUUGGUAUAACUAAUAACAUUAAAAAAAUACAAAUGUCAGUGUGGUUAUAAGCCGCUAUAGCUCUGAACUACGGCGAUACGGAUUUAAUCGAGCCCAUAGUUGUCAUUCAAUGUGUUUUCUGUCUCAUGUUAUACAUUGAGAUGUAAUAUGCUUGGACAAGUGUUUUGAGGCAGUACUUGAAGGUCCACUUUUUCUUCACUGAUGUUUUUGGUUUUAAUAUACAAGCAGGCUCUGAAUGUUCAAGGUCAAAUCAAUGCAAUAAAGGGUUUGCUUGUCAGUUGAUUGUAAGACCA